Loxodonta africana (African savanna elephant) is the source of this 3151-nucleotide messenger RNA. RefSeq names its product protein kinase domain containing, cytoplasmic (gene PKDCC). The transcript has 7 exons. The record is from RefSeq and is a predicted model, not a curated record. Bases 1 to 1482 code for a protein of 493 amino acids. Gene Ontology annotation, molecular function: non-membrane spanning protein tyrosine kinase activity; ATP binding. Gene Ontology annotation, cellular component: extracellular region. Lineage: Eukaryota; Metazoa; Chordata; Mammalia; Proboscidea; Elephantidae. Gene Ontology annotation, biological process: skeletal system development; peptidyl-tyrosine phosphorylation.
AUGCGGCGCCGGCGGGCGGCCGUGGCCGCGGGUUUCUGCGCCUCCUUCCUGCUCGGCUCCGUCCUCAACGUGCUCUUCGCACCGGGCUCUGAGCCUCCGCGGCCAGGCCAGUCCCUCGGGCCCUCGCCGGCCCCCGGUCCGGACCGUCGCGGGGGCCGCGGGGAGCUGGCCCGGCAGAUUCGGGCGCGCUAUGAGGAGGUGCAGCGCUACUCCCGCGGGGGCCCGGGGCCCGGGGCCGGCCGGCCGGAGCGGCGCCGCCUGAUGGACCUGGCUCCGGGCGGGCCAGGCCUGCAGCGCCCCCGGCCCCCACGGGCCCGGCCCCUGCCCGACGGCGCCCCGGGCUGGCCCCCGGCUCCCGGCCCAGGCUCCCCACGGCCGGGCCCGCGCCUGGGCUGCGCCGCGCUCCGCAACGUGUCCGGCGCGCAGUACGUGGGCUCCGGCUACACCAAGGCUGUGUACCGGGUCCGCCUGCCCGGCGGCGCCGCGGUGGCGCUCAAGGCAGUGGACUUCAGCGGCCACGAUCUGGGCAGCUGCGUACGCGAGUUCGGGGCACGGAGGGGCUGCUAUCGCCUGGCGGCCCACAAGCUGCUCAAGGAGAUGGUGCUGCUGGAGCGGCUGCGGCACCCCAACGUGCUGCAGCUCUAUGGCUACUGCUACCAGGACAGCGAGGACAUCCCCGACACCCUGACCACCAUCACGGAGCUGGGCGCCCCCGUAGAGAUGAUCCAGCUGCUGCAGACUUCCUGGGAGGACCGAUUCCGAAUCUGCCUGAGCCUGGGCCGCCUCCUGCACCACCUGGCCCACUCCCCGCUGGGCUCAGUCACACUGCUGGACUUCCGUCCUCGGCAGUUUGUGCUGGUGGACGGGGAGCUGAAAGUGACAGACCUGGAUGACGCCCGCGUGGAGGAGACACCGUGUGCGAGCAGCGCAGACUGCGUACUCGAGUUUCCAGCCCGGAACUUCACCCUGCCUUGCUUGGCCCAGGGCUGGUGUGAAGGCAUGAAUGAGAAGCGGAACCUCUACAAUGCCUACAGGUUUUUCUUCACAUACCUCCUGCCCCACAGUGCCCCACCCUCACUACGGCCACUGCUGGACAGCAUCGUCAACGCCACAGGAGAACUCGCCUGGGGCGUGGACGAGACCUUGGCCCAGCUGGAGAAGGUGCUGCACUUGUACCGGAGCGGGCAGUAUCUGCAGAACUCCACUAUGGGCAGCAGAGCCGAGUACCAGCGUAUCCCAGACAGCACCAUCCCCCAGGAGAAUUACCGCUGCUGGCCCUCCUACCGUCAUGGUAGCUGCCUCCUUUCGGUGUUCAGCCUGGCUGAGGCUGUGGAUGUCUGUGAGAGUCAUGCCCAGUGCCGGGCCUUUGUGGUCACCAACCAGACCACCUGGACAGGUCGGCAGCUGGUCUUUUUCAAGACGGGGUGGAGCCAAGUGGUCCCUGAUCCCGACAAGACCACCUACGUGAGGGCCUCUGACUGACCUCUCUGAGGGCUCAGCUGACCAGCUGACCUUCCUGCCCGCUGGGCGUGUCUGUGGAAGGAGAGACUCGAACCAGGAGCACUCGUUGUCACCUUGGAACCCCUGCAGACAAGGCUGACAUCCGAGACAGACCGACGUGACCAGGACAAAUGUGCAAUAAUGCAAAAUGUUAAAAUGUGAGUUUACCAGCCUAGAUAUGGACUGCUGGGUCCAGGGCCAGGAAUCCUGAGGCACUGACUGCCUCUCCAGCCCUCUGGGCUGCAAGCAAGGCACAGGCUAGCCUCCCUCUGGGGAGCUGUGCCCCUCACUGGGACAAUUCCGUGGGCAGCCCCAUCACUGUGUUCAUAGUGUGAGAAUGUAGCCAAAGCCCCGCUGCCACUGCUGCUGCUGCUACACAUGCCAAGGUGGGUGGAGGGCUGCGUGAGGACAAUCGGUCACGGAGGGUUUUCUCCACCGAGCUCCAGACAGGAGACUUGUCUGGGAGCUGCUCCAGGGCGUGGGUGACUCUGGCCUCCCGACAGGGGGCGCUCAUGGGCCAGCCCAGGGGGCAGUGGCAGAGGAGCACACACCCAUAUGAGCCGAGACUUGGGGUUGAGGAGCAGGUUGCAGGUUGAGCCAGGACCUGGGGCGGGGGUGGGGCCAGGGCCUUUCUGCCUCAUUUGCUUUCAGUGAAAGCAGCUCGGCAGCUGAGACCAGGCUCUCCCCCUCCUAGAGUUUGUAUAUCCGGAAGCUUUUGUAUUUCUUGUUCAUUAAAUUGUUUAUUUUUGUAAAAAAAAAGAAAAAAUAUAUAUAUAUCAUUCAAUUAAUAAAAUGACGUUUCACCGCAGUCUUCCCAAGCCACGGUUUCUUGGGCUGUGACUUACUCGUCCUCAGUUAUGUCUUUGGGGGUAGGUGUGUGUGUAUGUGUGUGUGGCUAUGUGUGCACCCUGAGGGAUGACCUUUGGGGAGUGAAAUCUCAGAGGCAAGCACUGAGAUCCGUAAAAUGAGUUUUCAGGCCCUGCUCGCACAGUGCCCUCGUUCCUCCUCAGCCCCCACAUUCGUGUCCCAACAUAAGAGCACCCCUGAGGAGGUUCGUAGUUUAGCACAGGGCUUCUGGUAGUCAAGGCCUUAGCCCAAAGGAACAGUGCCCUAAUGGUGGGCUGUCAGCCAUCUGGAUUAGUUGGUGGAGAGAUACUUUCAUGGAGGAGACAUCGGAGGACACCCAGCAACCCCCACCAACCAGGCCAGCUUUGCCUUUGCUCGGGGUGGACCUGGCCCUCACCACCGCCCACCACAAGAUGCCGAGGGCACUUUUUUAAACUCUCUGAGCAGAAAAGAUAUGGCAAGUGGGGAGAGAGGAAGGUCUAUGUAGAGAGCAGCUCCCUCUGUCUGGAUUUUAGGAGGGGAGGUGUAGUAGGGGAAGGUCCAAGUGUGUGAAAGCCCAGAAUGAAAACAGACCUCAGGGUUCAAGAUCACAUUGAGGCUGGAGGCAGCCCCAACAUGAAUGCAGGUUUUUGACUCAAAAUUCCACACCCUCUCUCCUAUAUACCAUUUGGCUUCUAGAACAUUCUUAAAGGACACAAACAUUUGAGACCUUAAAGUAUAAUCAGACUUUGUCUCAGAACUUGAUUUCUCCUCAACAGAUGGGGUUGGCAUAAUUUUUCACAUGCAAGAUGGCCCUGUAGUUCUA